AUGUCUGCCAAGAAGAUCUUUGUUGUCUUUGGAGCCACUGGCAACCAAGGCGGCGGGGUCAUCAACGCUAUCCUCGAUGAUCCCAAAGCGUCCCAAGAGUUCGCCCUUCGAGGCAUCACUCGUGAUCCCAAUAGUGGAAAAGCAAAGGCAUUGGCUGCGAAGGGUGUCGAAUGCGUUACAGGCGACAUCAAUGACAAAGCCUCCCUCUCAAAUGCCUUCAAAGGCGCCCACAGUGUCUUUGCAGUCACCAACUACUGGGAAAAGAUGGAUGAUAGGCUCGAGGUUCAGCAAGGAAAGAAUGUUGCCGAUGUCGCAAAAGUACGUAACACAGGCUCUUACAUGAUCAAUACUCAUGUGCCACAGGAAGCCGGAGUGAAGCAUCUCAUCUUCUCUACCCUCAUCAAUGUCACCAAAUUGAGCAAUGGCAAAUACAAGAAUGUCUUUCACUUUGACAGCAAAGCCGAGAUCGAACAGUAUAUUCGAGGGACUGGCAUACCAGCUUCGUUCUUCAUGCCUGGUUUCUACAUGUCCAACCUUGAGACUAUGAUCAAUCCCAACCCUCAAUCGAAGGCCCUCACACUCGCUCUGCCAAUGCCACCGACUACUCCCAUCCCCUUCUUUGACGCCGCCGUCGACAGCGGCAAGUUUGUGAAGGCAAUGGUGACCAAGCCUGAUCAGGUAUUGGGCAAGAAUGUGUUUGCUGCAACCAAAUACUACACUGCAGAAGAGGUUAUCAAGAUCUUCAACGAGGUGAAGAAGCCAGAGCCAGCGGCUCAAUUCUACCCUCCAGAUAAAGACACAUAUAAGGGAUACUUGACGGGUGCAGGCAUGCCAGAAUUCGCUGCCGAAGAAUUGUAUGAGAACAUGGCAUUCAUGAAUGAGUUUGGGUACUAUGGGAAGCAAAGCUUGGACUGGAGUCAUAGCUUGCUCGACGAUAAGCCAACAACUCUCGAGGAGUUCUUUGCUAGCUCAAAGAAGUGGUAG
Bacidia gigantensis is the source of this 984-nucleotide messenger RNA. RefSeq lists its product as uncharacterized. Bases 1 to 984 code for a protein of 327 amino acids. The transcript has 3 exons. Lineage: Eukaryota; Fungi; Ascomycota; Lecanoromycetes; Lecanorales; Ramalinaceae. The record is from RefSeq and is a predicted model, not a curated record.